ACCUCCUCCCGCUUUUCUCCCAAACCCUCUACUCAACAGUUAAAAAAAACUUGAAAAAAUUCAAAAAAUCAAAGGAAAGAUGAAGGAAGAAGAGAUCGAGAGGUUGAGAGGUGUCGUCAGAGAUUGCGUCAGCAAACAUCUAUACUCAUCGGCGAUCUUCUUCUCCGAUAAGGUCGCCGCCUUCACUUCCGAUCCGGCCGAUAUUUACAUGCAAGCUCAGGCUCUUUUUCUCGGUCGCCAUUAUCGCCGUGCUUUCCACCUGUUAAAUGCUUCUCAGAUCGUGCUUCGUGAUCUCCGGUUUCGAUAUCUUGCUGCUAAAUGUCUUGAGGAACUAAAGGAAUGGGAUCAGUGUUUGCAAAUGCUUGGAGAAGCGAAUGUGGAUGAACAUGGGAAUUUUAGUGAUAUCAAAGAUUCUAAUGUCAUGAUCGAUAAAGAUAGCGAAGAUCGUGAAAUUAACAUAUCAUCAGCAAUAUGUUUUUUGAGAGGCAGGGCAUAUGAAGCUAUGGAGAAUCGUUCUCAGGCGCGGCAAUGGUACACAGCCGCUAUUAGAGCUGAUCCUUUAUGCUAUGAGGCCCUUGAAUGUCUUAUUGAAAAUCACAUGCUAACAUAUGAAGAAGAGAAAAGUCUUCUUUCCUCUCUGCAGUUUGCUCAAGAAGACGGUUGGCUUUCUUCAUUCUAUUCAUGUUUAAUAAAAAAGUACGAUAAAGCAAGUGUCAUAGAAGAGAAAUUUAACAAACUCGAGACCGAAGAUAUCAGCAUAGAACCAUCAAACCAGUCCUUGAUUUGCACGCUAAAAAACAACACCGAUCUUUUGGCUUGCAAAGCUGAAUACUACCAUCAAUGUGGCGAAUAUCAGAAAUGCUUUGAAUUGACUUCAGUAUUGCUCGAAAAAGAUCCGUUCCAUCUUAAAAGUACCAUGGUUCAUAUAUCGGCAGCUAUGGAGCUUGGACACUCUAAUGAACUUUACCUCAUGGCUUGCAACUUAGUCAAAGAUUAUCCUCAAAAGGCGAUGUCGUGGUUUGCUGUCGGUUGCUACUACUAUUGUAUCAAGAAAUAUGACCAGGCACGUCGUUAUUUCAGCAAAGCAACUAGCUUAGAUGGAACGUUUCUUCCUGCUUGGAUAGGGUUCGGGAACGCUUAUGCAGCCAAAAAAGAAGGUGAUCAAGCAAUGUCGGGUUAUCGUACUGCUGCUCGUUUAUUUCCUGGGUGUCACUUGCCUACUCUGUAUAUCGGCAUGGAGUACAUGCGAACCCACAGCUUCAAACUUGCGAAUCAGUUUUUUAUGCAGGCAAAGGCAAUAUGCCCUUCGGAUCCACUUGUAUAUAAUGAACUUGGAACCGUUGCUUAUCACAUGAAAGAGUAUAAUAAAGCAGUAUGGUGGUUUGAGAAGACGUUAGCUCACAUACCAUCACCGUUAAGUGAGAUGUGGGAAUCAACUGUGGUUAAUCUUGCUCAUGCUUUAAGAAAGUUGAAGAGGUACGAUGAAGCAAUCACAUAUUACGAAAAGGCCCUUGCGCUAUCAACAAGAAGCUUAAGCACGUAUGCGGGCUUGGCGUACACGUAUCACCUGCAGGAUAAAUAUACGGAUGCAAUUACGUACUAUCACAAGGCAUUAUGGAUUAAUCCGGAUGAUCAGUUCUGCACAGAAAUGUUGACACUGGCUCUUAUGGAUGAAAGUCGACAAGUUAUUUAACCUGAAAUUUAUUUUUAAAAGAAAAUGAAGAGAAUGUGUAUACAAUUUCAUAUGUUGUAUCAAAGCACUCGUAAAUAUAAUUACAAAAGUUUAGAAAAUUAGUAUCGACCCAUACUAAAAAAUUUCAAGAGAGCUACAUUUAUGAU
Messenger RNA from Helianthus annuus (common sunflower), 1839 nucleotides. RefSeq names its product anaphase-promoting complex subunit 6. The record is from RefSeq and is a predicted model, not a curated record. Gene Ontology annotation, molecular function: protein binding. Gene Ontology annotation, biological process: cell division. The coding region runs from base 80 to 1693 and encodes 537 amino acids. The transcript is spliced from 16 exons. NCBI's taxonomy places the organism in Eukaryota, Viridiplantae, Streptophyta, Magnoliopsida, Asterales, Asteraceae.